Cercopithifilaria johnstoni is the source of this 1836-nucleotide messenger RNA. Lineage: Eukaryota; Metazoa; Nematoda; Chromadorea; Rhabditida; Onchocercidae. The record is from the annotation of a GenBank genome assembly.
AUGGCAUCAUCGAAAUUCACGGAUGAAAUUAAAGAGCAACUCCCUGCGACAACGCCACACUAUGAGGAAAAAUAUGAAAAUGCUAAUAUCGAGCAUACAGUAAUUAUGCAGGAGGAAGUGAAUAAUGAAUCGAACUCGUCGAUGCAAACUGAAUCUUCUACUGUAGUUGCAGAAUGGCAGAGAAUAAUUGAGGAAAUGAGAAAGGUAGAAAACAGAGACGGAAAUGCAGUAGAAGCCACCUCAAAGAGGGCGUUGAUGAAACAAGCAGAAAAUGAAGUACAAACUUCUGCUGACAAAAGCAAUAAUACUUAUGAAAUAAAUGAAGAAUUUGGUAUAAUUACAGUUGAAAAUGGAUCAGCGCGAAAUAAGCGGAAGCCAAAAUUCAUUAAUCAUAUCAUUUAUGAUAACAUCAACCAAAGUGCAAGUGAAACGGAAUAUGCUGUACAAGAAUACUUCGAUGAGUCCGAAGAAGAGCCUAUUGAUUUAAGCAACAGGAAUGGACAAAGUGAGAUACUGAAUAAACAACCUGAUGAGGUCAUAUUAAGUGAACAACACUACGAGGAAAGGACCGGUAAACCAAAUAAUGAGAAGGUCGACAGACCGGAAAACGCUUUAUCAAGUGCCAAACGAAAGCGUAAUGAAUUGGAAUUAUCAAAACUUAAUCAAAAAUAUGGCAACAGAACAUUCUCGACAUUUACGCCAUCGGAGCAACAAGAACUUCAGCAUAAAGCUUCAAAUGUUUACGAAGGUGCAACAUUUCGAAGUUUUGCUGAAUUCGAAGAAUGUUUAGAAGCUUACAAAAUUGUAUGGAAUUAUCCAUACAGGAGAGCUAGUUCUGAAUAUCUCCGAGAUAGCGAAGGACGUGUAAUUGACCGCUUUAAAUACAAAUAUGUAGUGUUUCAUUGCGCGCAUUACGGACAUCCGCGCAAAAGAGGAGGCGGUAAGCGUCCAAAUCAAAGUUAUCUUCCAUUAGGUUGCGAAGCCAGAUUUCGUUUAAAUGCCGAUACAACGAAUGGAUGCCUUCGAAUUUCAUCUUUUCAUGAAGAACACCAAAAUCAUGGCAACACUGAGGAAGACUACUUGCGAGUUAUAAACAAAAAGAGGAGAAAUUUAACUGAAGAAACAAUGCCGAGAUACGACAACAAUGACGAAACGAUGUUAGCCGUAAAUGAUAAAAAUGCGCCUGAAGUCGCAGAGAAUAAAUUUACUCCUGUUGCUUCACCUCCCGGAAAUUCUAUCUUUCAAAUUUCAUCCCAAGAAAACUCUGCCUUUGUGCCAGUUAUUCAUCCCGUAGAAAUGACGGAUCAAGGAAUAAACCAAAUGUUACAGCAGAGUAUACCUUUGGAAGAUUCUAUUUUACAGCUGCUAAUAUUCACAAUUCAAUUAUCCAAUCGAUUACAACGUAUAGAAUAUUUAAUUAUGAACGCUUACAUCAUCAAUUCUGUACGAUAUCUCUCACUAGAAUUAUACCUACCGUUUGUCUGUGGGAUAUGUGGUGCUGACUACUGUCUAUCGGAAUGGUCAGAUACACAACUGAGAAAUGUUAUGGCACUACUUCUACAACCACCAGAAAUACUGCUCCAAGGCUUGUUACCCAGCGACAUUUCAAUAAAUGAAGUAAGACAACUUCGACCACCAAGUAUUCAACGUGCGAUCACGGCUAUUAGAGAGGAAAAACUGAAGAAAUGCGACAAGAUUUUGACGCCAUUUAUUAGGCCUAUUUUUGAUGCUGCUACUCUAACUGAUUUCUCAGUAGCUGUUGGCGAAUCCAAAAAGUUGGCUGAUGAUGUAAUAAUUAUGAUUACAACAUUGUCAAUUCAUGUUAUAAAAAUAUGA